Molecule: messenger RNA, 3561 nt
Organism: Orbicella faveolata
Lineage: Eukaryota; Metazoa; Cnidaria; Anthozoa; Scleractinia; Merulinidae
Source: RefSeq, a predicted model, not a curated record
UAUUGUGAAGUGUCUGUACGACCGGGCUAGACGUCUCGUGACCAAACCAUCAGUAAUCGCUGGAGAGAAGAAACAUCUGUCAUCUGUACUUGUUUCUAACGGAUAUCUCUCCUCGUUUGUACAGAAGAUCACAAAGGCACGAACAACCCCAAGAAGAGAGCCCGAAGUCGAUCUACAUCUAAAGUGACUACAUCGUGUGACAAACGAUAAUACACUUUAUUAUUAAAGACUGUCUUUACUUUAUCAAGUGCAAUAUUUCUAGAGCCCCAAGCUGUUCAAAAUGAUCAGCUACGCUUAUAUUACAACUUGGCUUGACUUUGAGAAAAUUUAUAGGUGCUCAAAACAACCCUCUGGUUUGGAUGCCGAGUUUGUUAUAAAUUUUGACAUGAGUCAGUGGGAGGGUAUUUCAAGUUUUUUCGGGUGUUAUCCUCCCAAAAUAAUCACUUCUGCAGCAUGUUGCUCUUGAUCAAGACAAUGUGUUUGUAUUUUAUUUCUGUUUUCCUUUCGUCGAAUUUGUUGUAUAAUGGAGGUAAAUUUAUGAACAAAACAUUGUUUUGGGACAGAGGGAUAGAUAGAGGGAUUUUCAGAAAGGAACGGCAGACUGAGCUAUUGUAUGAGCCAAGAAAAAUACACUAUUUCAGCGAGUUGCUAGUAAGCAGAGGUUCCAUUGUAUCCGUUUUCAUGGUCCUCUCCUUUCUGUCCUUAUGUGAAUGUUGCAAUGAAUCUUGGAUGUCUAGGAAGCAGUAUAAGCAUGGUUUGGGGACACCUCAGUACAACUACACAAUGCAGUGACUGGGUGGAAGAGUUUGAUUUUCGAAUACACUAGAACCCAGUUAAGCUAAUCCGCUCACCAACGGACCACAAAAGUCUGGUUGUAAUAAAGAGGUGGUCGUAUUAACAGGCUGACCGUAAGGCGGGGUUCCCUUGUGUUGGAUUUUAUGCUGCCAGGAGCCCAUCACUUGCUCCUGAUGCUGCCUCGUCCCCAGUCGCCCUCGCGAUAGUAAAAAAUAUAAUAAUUAACUAGCGAGAAGGGCGGCAGGGAAUCAUGGGGAGGAAGGAAACUUUCCCUCUUUUUCUCCUUCCCAUAGCUCCCCGAGCUCGCGCUCCUCACUAGCUACCAGCUUCCGCUCGCGCCUUCUUGCUCACUCCCAGUCUCCCAAUCGCCCCUUGCGCUAAGAAGAAAAUAAGAAAAGCCUGUGGAUGAGGUAGGUUAUUAUGAUGCCAUCAGUUGAAUGUGGCGCUGCCUUCCGCGCGGUUCAAAUUCUAAUUUUAAGAUGUAAACAAUGACGUAACAAAGAUUAGUCCUAAUUACCUUAUUUAACCUUGUUACACGUCACUGAUUAAUUAUAUAAGUGAUUUAUCCACGUCAUCUCAUUACAGUUGUUCGCAACCUUUGCGCAAAGCAGUCACGGUGUUUUGGACUCCGCAGAUUAAAUCGAAGUUAACGAAGAUCCCAACGCUUUUCAAUAUGGAAAUCGAGAUAUUUCCACAAGAUCUCUUGAGCAAUGUCAUGGACGCUAUCUCGUCCAGAGAAGUAAGCGAGUCAUCAGCUCCAACCUCAAAGCCUGAACCUGAAGACGGUGAGGUUGACUACGCUUCCCGGGCCAAAGAAAUUCUUGACAUCACGUUUAGGAGAGUGCGUCAACGCUCAACGGUGCAACAAGCGCAUCUCCCUCCACCGGCCGAUCAGACGGACGAAGCAGAAAACUUGGUUGAGGAGGCGGCAGACAAACCUGCCGAAGAGGAUAGCAGUGUCCCAGAGAGCUCGAAGGCCAGCACUGACCGUAAAGACCAAGAUUCUCCUUACGGGGGUAUUAUACGGCACGCUGGAGUUUCACUCAAACAAGAUAAUGCUGAUGUCUUUGUGGUCGAUCUAUCCUUCGUCCCGAGAAAACAAGAAUUCAAGAAAGGAAUUUUUGGAAAGGACACAGUGAAGCACAAAGAGAUCAUUAAAUCAAUUUGUCAACAUACUGAGGACUAUAUCCAGAAGUCAAUGACAUCAGACAAGUUUGUUGUCCUGAUACACUCAAGUGAAGAGGAUCGAACCGCGAUGCCUAGCGGGAAAUUUGCUCGAAAGUUCUACAAGCUGUUGAAAGCAAGAUUCAGCAAUGAGCUUCUCAACUGCUCUAUCUUAAAGCCGAGCUUUAAGUUGAAAACCACCGUAUUUUUGAGAAGGCCGUUCCUUCAGAAAGCAAUGCAAAAGAAAAUACAUCUAAAAUCUGACGCUCUGAGCUUUCUGGAGGACCAAGAAGAGGAUAUCAGUGUCCCAGAGAGCUCGAAGACCAGCACUGACCGUAAAGACCAAGAGUCUCCUUACGAGGGUGUCAUAAAGCACGCUGAAGAGGAUAUCAGUGUCCCAGAGAGCUCGAAGGCCAGCAUUGACCGUAGUGAGCAAGAUUUUCCUUACGGGGGUGUUGUAAGGCACGAUGAAGAGGAUAUCAGUGUCCCAGAGAGCUCGAAGGCCAGCAUUGACCGUAGUGAGCAAGAUUCUCCUUACGGGGGUGUUGUAAGGCACGCUGAAGAGGAUAUCAGUGUCCCAGAGAGCUCGAAGGCCAGCAUUGACCGUAGUGAGCAAGAUUCUCCUUACGGGGGUGUUGUAAGGCACGCUGAACAGGAUAUCAGUGUCCCAGAGAGCUCGAAGGCCAGCAUUGACCGUAAAGACCAAGAUUCUCCUUACGGGGGUGUUAUAAGGCACGCUGGAGUUUCACUCAAACAAGAUAAUGCUGAUGUCUUUGUGGUCGAUCUAUCCUUCGUACCGAGACAACAAGAACUCGAGAAAGGAAUUUUUCGAAAGGAUACAGUGAAGUACAAAGAGAUCAUUAACUCAAUUUGUCAACACACGGAGGACUAUAUUCAGAAGUCAAUGACAUCAGACAAGUUUGUUGUCCUGAUACACUCAAGUGAAGAGGAUCGAACCGCGAUGCCUAGCGGGAAAUUUGCUCGAAAGUUCUACAAGCUGUUGAAAGCAAGAUUCAGCAAUGAACUUCUCAACUGCUUUAUCUUAAAGCCGAGCUUUAAGUUGAAAACUGCAGUAUUUUUGAGAAGGCCGUUCCUUCAGAAAGCAAUACAAAAGAAAAUACAUCUAAAAUCUGAUGCUCUGAGCUUUCUGGAGGACCAAGGUCUUCCAGACUCUGUUCUCAGCAUCUGCUGAGAACUGCUCUCAACUCAGCCACUCCCUUUUUUUAUUUUAUUUUUUCCUGAUCAUUCGAUACGUUUCUGAUUUUUCCUUAAUUAUGUGAUUGAUGCGGGCUGAGUUGAUAGAUUUGUACUUUGUACAUAUUACUGGAUAUCUCGGGUUUUUGCAAUUAAUCAUCUGUAAAAAACGAAAACCGUUUCCCGGGCUUACUUUGAAAGCUCAAUGAUUGUUAACACCGUGAGUUUUAGUAGAGGACAUUUUAAUAGUUAAUUGCUGGAAGGGAGCCGGGCUUCGGAAGUUCCUGUUUCUCCAUAACGCGAAAGAGGGAAUUUCUGUUUUACCACAGUUGCUACUAUCUCGCAAUCUGAUUGGCUACUUUGCCGGUUUCGAUUUGCGUCAAUGUGUCACGCAAUGCCUUUUUCAGC